UUUUGGAUAUAAGUGGAUAUCAAAUCCUGAAUUAUAUUAUUAAGUGGGAGUCUAGGGUUUUUGCAGGAAUUGGAGUUUGGAACUUCGAAGUUCAGCAUGACCCGCUUGAGCUCCAAGCAGAUAUUGCAGGAGAAUCAGACUGACGACCACAACGCAAUCUCUGCUCUUUCACUCAAUCACAAAGCUCUCUCCCAUAUUUCAUGCUUGGCUGACUUCAAGAACUUGGAGAGGCUCGAUCUUAGCUUUAACAAUCUUACAUCGCUCCAGGACUUGAAGUUAUGCGUCAAUUUGAAGUGGCUAUCAGUUUUACAAAACAAACUCCAAAGCUUGGAAGGAAUUGAAGAGCUUUCUAAGCUUACUGUGUUAAAUGCGGGCAAAAAUAAGCUUAGAUCAAUGGAUGAGGUUAGGUCUCUUGUAAGUCUACGUGCAUUAAUCUUGAAUGACAAUGAGAUUGGUUCCAUUUGCAGACUUGAUAGAAUGAAAGAUUUGAACACCCUUGUUCUUUCCAGAAAUCCAGUCCAUGAAAUUGGUGAGUCUUUGGUCAAGUUGAAAUCAAUCACAAAGCUUUCUCUCUCUAAAUGCCAAAUCCAAUCCAUUGGCUCUUCACUUAAGUCCUGCAUCGAAUUGAAAGAGCUUCGACUUGCUCACAAUGAUAUCAAGACACUCCCUGCUGAGUUGGCAUAUAAUACAAAGCUCCAGAAUCUGGACUUGGGAAACAAUUUAAUCACUAGUUGGUCAGAUCUGAAGGUGAUACGUUCACUGGUUAACCUGAAAAACUUCAAUUUACAAGGAAACCCCAUUGCUGAGAAGGAGAAGUUAGCAAAGAAGACAAAAAGGCUGCUGCCGAACUUGCAGAUAUUCAAUGCAAGACCUACAGAUAAAAUCACCAAGUAUGAGAAGGGUGACAAAGUUGAUGAUUUCCCACUUAAUGUUGCUACAGAGUUAGAAGUUAAAAAGAAAGAUAAAAGAGAUCAUGGCAGGGCAGAAAAGAACAAGCAUAAUUCGAUGACUGAAAGUGGACUUGCUCGUCUUGUUAACAGUGAUCUUGAUGUGGAGAAAGAACUGAAGAAGAAAAAGCGGAAGGCAAAUGAUGAAGCAAAGAAAAAAGUUCCAAUACUUAAGGAGGAUCACACAAUGGUUGAAAGGGAGUUAAAUAAAAAGGCAAGGAAGGUAGAGCGAGGUGGACUUAGUGCAAUUGAUGAUGGUGAAACUCCAUUCAUGGAACUUUUUGCUGCUGAAACUGCUGAAAACUCAAAAUAUAGUGUUGAAGACAGGACAGAUAAAGCUUUCCAAGACAGCAAUUCAGCUGGUGGCUCAGUUUCCUUCGGGGCUAAGAAAAAGAAAACUAAGAGGCGGGGCAUCAGUCCUUCAAUCCAGUGUUUAUCCCUGCCAGUUGAAGUUGGAUUGGGUGGGCCAUCAACAUGGGAUGAUGAGUAAUUGUAGCAUUAAGAAGCCAUGGAAAUGCACUGGGCUUCUAGAUUGCUUGAAAUCUAAGACAUGGGGAUGCAAGUUGGAUGGAGUUGAUAGCCUUCCUCAAUCAUAUAACCAAUGUAAUGAGUAUGAUUACCCCAAAAACUGUUGUAUUUUUAUGUUUCUGCUAACAUUAUAUUAGUACAAUCAGAGUUUUUACAUUAAUUUAAUGCUAGCAUAACAUGCAUAUUAGUACCUCCUGUGUCACAGAGGUCA
Molecule: messenger RNA, 1686 nt
Organism: Vitis riparia (riverbank grape)
Lineage: Eukaryota; Viridiplantae; Streptophyta; Magnoliopsida; Vitales; Vitaceae
Product: protein phosphatase 1 regulatory subunit 7
Exons: 11
Coding region: 97-1437 (446 amino acids)
Molecular function (GO): protein binding
Source: RefSeq, a predicted model, not a curated record